AUGAUGGAGGAGGAGCAAAGAAGCGAGAGAGUCGAUGGGAAUCCGAAAGAGAAACAGGCCAAGUUCUUCGACACGCCUUCAAGCCUAGUCGGGAGCAUCGUCGAGAAAGCUAUAUCGGAUAAUCAGCCUCCGCUGCCCCCCAGGCACACCCUUGUCUCCUUCCCGGUUGCUCGUCAUCGUUCUCACGCACCCCGUUGGUCUCCUUCGGGGAGCAGAGCGCAAUCUAAGGACAAUAAUAAUGUCGAGGAGGAUCAUGCCAGUGAGGAUGAAGAAGAAGAAGAAGAAGAACGUUUCAUGAAUGCAGCCUCCAUUGCUGCUUUUGCUAAACCGCUUCAAAGAAAGGAGAGAAAAGAUAUGGAGCUCAGGACCUGGAAAGAUAUGCCCUCUCCGCAUGAUAGACAGGAAUCAAGGAAAGCUAAGAAGCUCAUUCAAAUGAUACCGCUGUCUGUUGAUUCGCCCACUACUCCCAUGGACGUGGAUAACAACACUUUUGAUACGGCAUCAGACGACCAGAUGAUAGAUAUUGUUUCUGAGAAAGCUACCGAAAGGAUUUCUUUUAACGCCUCUCCUCCUGUACCUGCUACUUCCUCCAGCUCGUAUGGACUCGGAACUAGACACGCGUCCUCAUCUUUGGAGAGUGAAAUUGAUGUAGAGAACCAUGCACGGUUGCAGACAAUGUCACCUCAGGAGAUUGCAGAGGCACAGGCUGAGUUAUUGGACAAGAUGAACCCUGCAUUACUCAGCAUUCUGAAGAAACGAGGCCAUGACAAACUCAAGAAGCGAAAGCAUUCGGUGCCAGGGCUUUCCGAUGCCAACCAGGAAACAAAGAAUUCAAGAACCGAUGGUCAUUUUUUAAGGCAACAGGGCCAGGCUGUUACUCCGUCUGCCUCCCAAGUGGUAGCAAUACCAAAAGAACCAAGUGUGGUGCAAAAUUCAGUGCUAGCCCAAGGCUUCUUGUGGGAUGCAUGGACUGAGAGGGUUGAGGCAACUAGGGAGUUGAGCUUUUCUUUUGACGGGAAUGUCGUUAAAGAUGAUGAUUUCCCAGCUGCUGAAACUGGUGAAAUGUUGUCUGGCGUUGGAUCUGCUGCUGAACGUGACUUUUUGAGAACUGAGGGGGACCCUGGGGCAGCAGGGUACACUAUCAAAGAAGCUAUUGCACUCGCACGAAGUGUGAUUCCAGGGCAAAGAUGCCUUGCUUUGCAUCUGCUUGCAUCUGUACUCGACAAAGCUUCGUGCAAACUUUGUCAGAGAAGAAUCGGCUACACAAGGGAAGGAAAAGAUAAAUCCACUGAUUGGGAAGCCAUCUGGGCUUAUGCACUUGGACCCGAACCUGAGCUUGUCUUAGCAUUGAGGAUGGCUCUUGAUGACAACCAUACCUCUGUUGUUCUAGCAUGUGUAAAAGUGAUUCAGUGUCUACUGAGCUGUUCUCUUAAUGAGAACUUCUUUGAUAUUUUGGAGAAUAUGGGACCACACGGAAACGACAUCUUCACCGCCUCUGUGUUUAGGAGUAAGCCAGAGAUUGAUCUUGGCUUCCUCCGUGGUUGCCACUGGAAGUACAGCGCUAAACCCUCCAACAUUGUUCCUUUCCGUGAAGAAAUUGCUGAUGAGGAGACAGAAGAUAAGGAAACUAUUCAGAAAGAUGUUUUUGUAGCUGGACAAGAUGUUGCUGCUGGUCUUGUCAGAAUGGAUAUCCUUCCAAGAAUUUAUCACCUUCUGGAGACAGAACCAACGGCAGCGCUCGAGGACAGCUUAGUUUCUGUUACUAUUGCAAUAGCAAGACAUUCUCCAAAAUGCACAACUGCAAUCUUGAAGUAUCCCAAAUUUGUGCAAGCAGUCGUCAAAGGAUUCAAGUUGAACCGAAAAAUGGACGUUCUUCCUUCUCAGAUCAAUUCUGUUCGCCUCUUAAAGGUGUUGGCCCGGUAUGACAAAAGCACUUGCAUGGAGUUUGUCAAAAAUGGGACAUUCAAUGCGGUCACGUGGCAUUUGUUUCAGUUCACCUCCUCUCUUGACUCAUGGGUGAAGUUAGGGAAGCAGAACUGCAAGCUUACAUCUGAUUUGAUGGUUGAACAACUCCGGUUUUGGAAGGUCUGUAUCCAAAGUGGCUGUUGCAUAUCUCGCUUCCCAGAGCUAUUCCCAGCUCUGUGUCUGUGGUUAACUUGCCCAUCAUUUGAAAAGCUCAAGGAGAAAAAUCUCAUCUGCGAGUUUACUUCUGUGUCAAAGGAGGCUUACCUGGUCCUUGAGGCUUUUGCUGGAACACUUCCUAGGAUGUACUCACCAAACAUUUCACGGAACGAAACUGGGGCUUGGGACUGGAGUUAUGUCAGCCCUAUGAUUGAUACAGCACUGAGCUGGAUAACAUUUGCCCCCCAAUUACUCGAGUGGGAGAGAGGAAUCAAAAGUGUCUCUGUGUCCACUACUUCUCUGUUGUGGUUGUAUUCGGGUGUCUUGCGUACAAUUUCCAAAGUCCUUGAGAAAAUAUCUGCCUAUGUAGAGGAAGAACCUCUGCCAUGGCUGCCGGAGUUUGUUCCAAAGAUUGGCCUCGCCAUCAUCAAGCACAAGCUUCUUAGUUUUUCCGUUGCAGACGUAAGCAGGUGUGAAAAAGACUCUCUCAUGUGUUCCUCUUUUAUGGGAUUUUUGUGUCUUCUAAGAGAACAAUCUCAAGAUGAAGAACUAGCGCUUGCUUCUGUGAGUUGCCUUCAUGGGUUAACGCGGACUAUCCUGUCCAUUCAAAUUCUGAUAGAAUCUGCUAGAUCUAAGAUGAAAACUCCUCCUCAGGGAAGCGUUUCCGCUAGGGAUGAGUCUUUGCUUGCAAGAGGAAUACUGACAGAGUCUCUCGCUGACCUAACAUAUGUGUGGAGCUCUAUAAGAGAUUCCGUUGCAUCAGAAUGGCCCAUCGUGCAAUCCAUUGAGCUACACAAACGAGGCGGACUAGCUCCUGGGCUGGGACGUGGUUGGGGAGCUAGUGGUGGUGGGUUCUGGUCGACCAGAGUUCUGUUGGCCCAAGCUGAUGCCGGUCUUCUGAGUCUCUUUCUUAACAUCUCUCAAAUGGACUCGCAGAAUGAUCAAGGAUCGGUUUGCUUGAUGGAUAAAAUGAACUCUGCUUUAGCUAUGUGCUUGAUUGCUGGUCCAAGGGAUCAUUUACUUGUGGAAAAAGCCUUCGACUAUGUCCUUAGACCGCAUGCUUUAGAACACCUGGCCUGCUGUAUCAAGUCAAACAAGAGAACCAAAGCGUUUACAUGGAAAUGUAGUGAAGAGGAUUAUCAUCACAUGAGCAAGGUGCUCGCUUCUCACUUCAGACUCAGAUGGUUACACCCAAAGAGAAAAUCUAAAGCCGAGAAUGAAGUCAGUGGGGUAAGGAAAGGCGCAGUGGGUCUGGAGACUAUUCAUGAGGACGGUGAAAUGCCAAAUUGCUCGACUCAGGACCAAAAAUCAGACUCUCUGGUCAUAGAGUGGGCUCACCAGAGAAUGCCCCUGCCUCCACACUGGUUUCUCAGCUCCAUGUCAGCAGCCAAUGGUGGUAAAACUCCAGCGGGGCCACCAGAAUCGAGGGAGUUGCUUGAAGUCGCGAAAGCCGGGGUUUUCUUUCUUGCAGGACUUGAGUCAUCGACUGGGUUGGGAUCGCUUCCGUCUCCAGUUGCAAGUGUGCCGCUGGUUUGGAAGUUUCACGCUUUGUCCACUGUGCUGCUUGUUGGAAUGGAGGUCAUAGAAGAUGAGGACACUAGGAACUUGUACAGUUUUCUCCAGGAGCUCUAUGGGCAGGUUCUUGAUGAAACGAGACAAAAUCAGCAUGAAAUUAAGCUCCUGAGAUUCAAGUCUGACAUAUCCGAGAAUUACUCUACCUUUCUGGAGAUGCUGGUGGAGCAAUAUGGUGCAGUGUCGUAUGGUGAUGAAUUGUAUGGCCGGCAGAUGUCGACCUACUUGCAUCAGUGCGUGGAACCCUCAGUUAGGCUUUCGGCAUGGACUGCGCUUGCCAAUGCCCGUGUUCUUGAGCUUUUGCCGAGUCUAGACAAAUGCUUGGGAGAGGCACAAGGUUACCUCGAACCAGCUGAGGAAAACGAGGGGGUCCUGGAGGCAUACCUAAAGGCAUGGACAAGUGGAGCUCUGGACAGAGCAGCGACGCGAGGAUCUGUAGCGUUUACACUAGUGUUGCAUCACGUUUCAUCGUUAUUGUUGAGCGAGGAUAAAGUAUCCCUGCGGAAUAAGAUUGUUAAGUCUCUUGUGAGCGAGGAUAAAGUAUCCCUGCGGAAUAAGAUUGUUAAGUCUCUUGUGAGAGAUUUAUCCAGAAAGCGGCAUCUUCGUGAGGGGAUGAUGCUAGAACUCCUGCGAUAUCGUAAAUGGUGCGCAGAUGCCAUGGAGGAAGAAGAAGAAACAGCAACGGAAACAAGGGAGAGACAGAGAAGAAUAGAGGUGUUGAAGGAGGCUUGCCAAGGAGACUCCUCCCUCCUCACAGAAGUGGAGAAGCUCAAAUCAGCCUUGUUUGGAACCAUGUGA
Messenger RNA from Microthlaspi erraticum, 4491 nucleotides. NCBI's taxonomy places the organism in Eukaryota, Viridiplantae, Streptophyta, Magnoliopsida, Brassicales, Brassicaceae. The record is from the annotation of a GenBank genome assembly.